Molecule: messenger RNA, 1005 nt
Organism: Verticillium dahliae VdLs.17
Lineage: Eukaryota; Fungi; Ascomycota; Sordariomycetes; Glomerellales; Plectosphaerellaceae
Product: chitin synthase export chaperone
Exons: 2
Coding region: 1-1005 (334 amino acids)
Biological process (GO): protein folding
Cellular component (GO): endoplasmic reticulum membrane
Source: RefSeq, a predicted model, not a curated record
AUGUCGGGCUUUGGCGAUUUUAGCGACAUUUGUCGCAACACACCACUGCCGCUAUGCGGUUCGAUCGGGCCCUCGACAGAAGUGCGCGGCGGCGUUGGCAUCGAGCCUGACUGCUACGCCCGUAAUAUCGAGUUGGCCAACACCAUCAUAUUCGAAGGCGCCGCGAGUGCCAUGCACAUUGUCGCUCUCGUCAUGACAGUCAUCAUGAUUCUGCACAUCCGGGGCAAGUUCACUGCCGUUGGCCGCAAGGAAGUGCUCAUGUUCUUCUACCUGUACAUGCUCCUCAGUUUCGUCUCUCUCUGCGUCGACGCCGGCGUUAUCCCUCCCGCCUCCGACCCCUUCCCGUACUUUGUCUCGGCACAAAAUGGCCUGACGUCCGCAAUGAUCACCUGUCUCCUCAUCAAUGGUUUUGUCGGCUUCCAACUGUACGAGGACGGCACGCCUGUCUCUGUCUGGCUUCUUCGCAUCACUUCGCUGCUCGCCUUCAUCCUUAGCUUUAUGGUUUCGCUGGCCACCUUUAUGAGCUGGGCAGGCCUCGGCCCCACCAACACGGUCGGCCUUUUCGUCGUGCUCUACCUGCUUAACGCCAUCCAGCUGUUCAUCUACGUCGUCAUGCAGAUCCUGUUGGUGACUCGCACUCUGCAGGACCGCUGGCCUCUGGGUGAUAUCGCGUUUGGCGUCUUCUUCUUCGUUGUCGGCCAGGUCAUCCUGUACGCCUUCAACACGCAACUCUGCCAGGCCUUGAGCCACUACCUGGACGGCCUCUUCUUCGCGACCAUCUGCAACCUCCUCGGCGUCAUGAUGGUGUACAAGUACUGGGACUCGAUCACGCGCGAGGACCUCGAGUUCUCCGUCGGCACGCGCAUGAACAACUGGGAGGUCAAGGAGCUUCUGCCCGAGGAUGACCGCCGCACCACCGUCUACGCCGACGACCCCUACGGACAGGGCAGCGGCUACGACAACUCGUACUCGCCGUCGCCCGCGCGCUACUCGACCAAGUACUAG